AUUCGACCAGAUUAAGGCCCGGUAAUGCAUUAAUCGGCCUCAAGAAUUAUCUUCUUGGGCAGUCCAAGAUCUGAAUUACCGGAAUCCUUUGAGCUCCCCAGUCUAUCCACACUCCACUGCCACACAUCGACACGAGUAAACACUUGCUUGCUCGACAAUCAUGACGUUUUGGCUCUUUCAGUAACGAAUAAUAUUUCCGAGAACCUUCCUGUACAUAUAACAAAAUAGAGAUAUUAAAGCCAUGGUGAGGAUAAUUCCAAUGGCGUCGUCGAUCCGGCCGUCGCUCUCAUCGCUCAGGUUCUCUGGCAGCUCGCGCUUUGGCAUCUCUCUCUUCUCCCAGAAUCCUUGCCGUAGACUCGCUUCUCUACAUCUUGGUGGCGCAGUUCCACAGUUGCAAUCUUUUGGCUUUAAAGCUACUAAUAACAUGCAUCGAGAAAAGGGUGGGAGUAUGUCAUUGAGUGCAGCUGGAAAUAUGACACGCACAAGCACUACUGCUACUAAUGAAAAUGUCUUAGAUUGGGUUAAAAGAGACAAAAGAAGAAUGCUUCACGUUGUUUACCGGGUUGGAGACUUAGACAGAACAAUAAAGUUCUAUACUGAGUGCCUAGGGAUGAAGCUUUUAAGGAAACGUGACAAUCCUGAGGAAAGAUAUACAAAUGCCUUUCUUGGAUAUGGACCAGAGGAUUCUCACUUUGUUAUUGAGCUCACUUACAAUUAUGGGGUUGACAAAUAUGAUAUUGGAUCUGGUUUUGGCCAUUUUGGGAUUGCUGUUGAGGAUGUUACAAAGACAGUGGAUCUCAUAAAGGCUAAAGGCGGAAAAGUAACCAGGGAGCCUGGUCCCGUCAAAGGUGGAAGCACAGUAAUUGCUUUUAUUGAGGACCCUGAUGGUUACAAAUUUGAACUUUUGGAGAGGGGCCCUACGCCUGAGCCCAUGUGUCAAGUAAUGCUUCGAGUUGGAGAUCUUGAUCAUGCCAUAAAUUUUUAUGAGAAGGCAUUUGGCAUGGAGCUUCUUCGCACACGUGACAAUCCUGAAUACAAGUAUACCAUUGCAAUGAUGGGCUAUGGCCCUGAAGAUAAGAACGCAGUUAUGGAGUUGACUUAUAAUUAUGGUGUUACUGAAUAUGACAAGGGGAAUGCUUAUGCACAGAUUGCAAUAGGCACAGAUGAUGUUUAUAAAACAGCAGAAGCAAUAAUUCUCUGUGGGGGAAAGGUUACCAGGGAACCAGGACCGCUACCCGGCAUCAAUACUAAGAUUGUAGCUUGUGUUGAUCCUGAUGGCUGGAAGACGGUUUUUGUUGAUAAUGUCGAUUUUACCAAGGAAUUGGAGUAAAGCAAUGAGGGACUCGGUCAUAACUCAAAUGUAGACCUUCGUGCCAUCACCAAUCAUUCUGCUUUAUGGGGAUCGACUAUAGAAAAUUGUAACAUCUAACAUUGUAGAUGCAUUAGUCGUUUUGUAAGCUAAAACUACAUUGCAGCUUAACUUUCUUAUACAUCAUACAACAUAAGUUGAAAACUAGAACAUCACUUCUUAAAUUGUCCACACUGUAGUAUACCGGCAGUAAACUGCAUAGUGAUUUUUUAAUCCCA
Cuscuta europaea is the source of this 1587-nucleotide messenger RNA. Lineage: Eukaryota; Viridiplantae; Streptophyta; Magnoliopsida; Solanales; Convolvulaceae. The record is from the annotation of a GenBank genome assembly.